Messenger RNA from Talpa occidentalis (Iberian mole), 2061 nucleotides. It is a transcript of the gene CFAP100, whose product is annotated as cilia and flagella associated protein 100. Lineage: Eukaryota; Metazoa; Chordata; Mammalia; Eulipotyphla; Talpidae. The transcript has 17 exons. The record is from RefSeq and is a predicted model, not a curated record. Gene Ontology annotation, cellular component: ciliary basal body. The coding region runs from base 132 to 1997 and encodes 621 amino acids.
CCUAAGGCCCCGAGCUUGGAGCUGGGAACUGCCCCGCGGAAGCUUCCGAGCAAUCUCUGGCGCGUGGGGACGGUUGGAAUCUCCUUUAGCCAAGGUCAAGCUUUGCAACAAGCCUUUGUUCUUCUGCCCAGAUGUCCAGGCCACUGCUGCCUUUGGUCUUCAAGAACAGGAAUUACAACAAAAACAUCCGGGACCCCAUAGACAACAGCUCGUCAGUCGCUGAAGAAAAACAAGAGAAACAUGGGAAAAAAGACAAAGCGCCUGCGAUUGUCCCCGACCCCUCAGCCAAUCCUUUCCACAUGUCCGGGGACUUGGAUUUCUUCGUGAUCAGAGAACAGGAGUGGAAUAAAACUCACGCAGAGCGGGAGCAGAAGAGGAAGUUGGGGGUGCACCAGAAGAUGACCUACUCCUCCAAAGUGUCGGCCAAGUUCACCGGCCUGCGGCGCGAGCUGCAGCUGCAGGACGAGAUGGAGGAGCGAGAGGUGCGCGCCGAGGCAGAGCAGCUGAGCAGCUCCCGUGAAAGAGCUGCCUGGAUGCUCUCCAUGACCAAAGAAAAGAGCAUAGAAACCGAGAGCAUGAACGACUACAUCAAAGAGAAGCGGCAGGCCUUCCUCCUCCAGUAUGCCGUGGAUAUGAAGCAGUCCGAGAUCCAGCGGCUGGAGGUGCUGGCAUCCAAGGAAGAGGCGCAGCUGCAGCGGGCCGAGAAGGCCCUAGAGAAGGAUGCGGCCCUCUUCGAUGAGUUCCUCAGAGAAAAUGACCGCAGCUCCGUGCAGGCGAUGAGAGUGGCUGAGAAGGAGACCAAAGCCAAGAUGGAGAAAAUCUCUGAGAUCCGAGAUCUCACCACCCAGAUCAUGAAUAUCAAAAGCGAAAUCUCCAAAUUUGAAGACAAUCUGCAGCAUUACAAGAUCUACAAGGAUUUCCUAUACAAGCUGUCACCCAAGGAGUGGCUGGAAGAACAUGAGAAGAAGCGUCUGGCUCUGAAAAAGGCCAAGGAGACCUCUGGGGACAGCCAAGAGAGCUCUGUGCCCUCUGCACCAGGGGACAAAGGAACAAACACGAAGAGCAAGAUCACCCGAGAGUGGCCAAACCCAAAGAAGUUCCUAAAAUAUCAGGGGGUACGGAUGGGGCAGGUCGUGGUCAGCAUCAGCAGCGGCCAGCAAGGCAGCCAGGGCAGCCAGAGCAGCCAGAGCAGCCGGAGCAGGCAGGGCAGCCGGGGCAGCAUGCCCAGCAGGCUGGACCUCGACAGGUCCAACUCUGCCCCGUCGGUGCAGGACGACCAGGACAGCGAGGAGGAGGAGCUGGCGCUGUACUUCACGGAGCCCCAGCAGCUUCUGGACAUCUUCCUGAAGCUGGAGGAGCAGAACCUCUCGCUGAUCCAGAACACCCAGGAGAUGGAAGAGACGCUGGAAGAGCUGAAAUUCACCCUGAGAAACACCCAGAAUCGCAUGGACAGGGAGGUCCAGCAGCUGAAGCAGUGGAUCAACACGCUGAUGAUGUCCAUUGCCAAGGAGGAGGAGACAGCUGCCGACCUGGAGCUCAAAUCCCGAGUCUUUCACUUUGGCGAGUACAAGGGUGGUCAGGAGGACAAGCUGCUGGAGAGCCUGAACCAGAAGGUGCUGUCAGUGUACCGGCAGUGCAUAGGCGCCCAGCAGGACUCCAACCUGGGCACGGUGCAGAUGCUGACCAUCAUUGAGCACCAGCUGCAUGAGCUGCUCGAGAACCUGGAGCGCAUGCCCCAGCACAAGGUGGAGGAGUUCGAGAGGGCCAAGGAGAAGGAACGGCGCAAAAAAAUCCGGGAAGAGAAGAUGAAGCUGCAGAAGGUGCUGCAGGAGGAGCGUCUGCAGCGGGCCCGGGCCCGCGUCCAGGCUGAGAUCAAGAAAAAGAGAGGCAGAAAGCUGGUGUGUCGCUCUCGGCCUCCAGUCAUGAAAAUCAAGGAGAAGGCUGAGCCCGCAACGAUGGACAAGGAAGAGGAGGAGCAGCUGUUUUUCUUCACUUAGUCCUGGCGGCGCUGGCCUGGCUAACAGCACAGGGGACGGAGGCAGGGAGCGGGGACGGGGCUGG